AUGGCACCGCUAACGAAACCUAGUCAAGAAGAGGUCGACCGACGGAGGACGAUCGGAGUCAACCUCGAGACGGUCACAAAUGUCUCGGCCACCGAUUUCCCCGGCAACUACCCCGGUGAGGACCUAGCGUGGGACGUCGACGAGUUCCGUGACAGUCUGAAGGUCGUGUUCCACAAAAAUGAGCCGUACGAUGCGGCAUUCUCGAUCGUAGGCAUCGACGCCAGCAUCGCCAACGCCUUCCGCCGCAUCAUGAUCGCCGAGAUCCCGACGGUCGCCAUCGAGACGGCAUUCAUCGACAACAACACCUCUGUGAUCCAGGACGAGGUGCUCGCACACCGCCUGGGCCUGAUCCCGUUCCGUGGCGGCAAGGACGGCCUGCGCAACUUUAUCAAGUUCUGGAAGCGCCCGGCGGCCGACGCCGACCCGAGCGAGUUCCCGACGUCGUUUGACUACAACACACUCAAGCUGGACCUGCGUGUCGAGUGCACGCGCAACACCGCCGCCGCGCCCGGCGAGACCGACCCCACGAAGCUCUACCACCACGCGCACGUCUACGCCAAGGACAUUGUGUUUGUGCCGGAGGGCCGGCAGCCUGAGUACUUUUCGGGCGACGACGCCAUUGUGCCCGUCAACCCGGACAUUCUGGUGGCGAAGCUGCGGCCCGGCCAGGUCAUUGACAUUGAGAUGCACAUGCACAAGGGUGUCGGCGGCGACCACGCCAAGUUCUCGCCCGUGUGCACGGCGUCGUACCGCCUGCUGCCCAUCAUCCACAUCACGCAGCCCAUUGUGGGUGCCGACGCCAUCAAAUUCGCAAAGUGCUUCCCCGAGGGUGUGAUUGGCCUCGAAAAGGUCACAAAAAAGAUGGCCGAGCAGGACAAGGCAUACGCGGAGCACGUGGGCGAGACGCGCGCGACUGUCGUCGACCCAAUGCGCGACACGGUCAGCCGCGAGUGCCUACGGCACCCCGAGUUCCAGGGCAAGGUAAAACUGGGUCGGCGCAAGGACCACUUUAUCUACUCGGUGGAGAGCACGGGCCAGUGGGACAGCGACGAGCUGUUCCUGGAGUCGGUCAAGAUGCUCAAGGCCAAGUGCCAGAAGCUGGAGAAGCAGGUCAAGAACAUGAUCCGCUGA
Sporothrix brasiliensis 5110 is the source of this 1131-nucleotide messenger RNA. Its product is annotated as DNA-directed RNA polymerases I and III subunit RPAC1. NCBI's taxonomy places the organism in Eukaryota, Fungi, Ascomycota, Sordariomycetes, Ophiostomatales, Ophiostomataceae. Gene Ontology annotation, molecular function: DNA binding; protein dimerization activity. Gene Ontology annotation, biological process: DNA-templated transcription. Bases 1 to 1131 code for a protein of 376 amino acids. Gene Ontology annotation, cellular component: RNA polymerase I complex; RNA polymerase III complex. The record is from RefSeq and is a predicted model, not a curated record. The transcript has 2 exons.